Hemicordylus capensis (graceful crag lizard) is the source of this 5039-nucleotide messenger RNA. RefSeq names its product beta-1,3-N-acetylgalactosaminyltransferase 1 (globoside blood group) (gene B3GALNT1). The record is from RefSeq and is a predicted model, not a curated record. Bases 1073 to 2026 code for a protein of 317 amino acids. Gene Ontology annotation, cellular component: membrane. Lineage: Eukaryota; Metazoa; Chordata; Lepidosauria; Squamata; Cordylidae. The transcript has 4 exons. Gene Ontology annotation, molecular function: N-acetyl-beta-D-glucosaminide beta-(1,3)-galactosyltransferase activity.
CAAUUUGUAUUUCAAUGCAGAGCAAUAGCCAUUGAUUUACCUUGCUGGCUGCAGCAGCAAAUAAAAUUGCCUCUAAUUGAUUCCCACUGUGUCUGUUUGAUUGGCUUAAGGCGGACCCAGGGACGAACUGAAUUCACAUCACUACCUUUCCUCCCUACUGCUGUAGCCUUGUAAUUAACUAGAAGAUUAGCUAGCAUUCAAGCCUGUCUGCCUUGUGAUUGCUUGCGGGCACCAGUGUUCUCUCUAAUUUUUUUUCAUCUGUGUGUGGAAUGAGUUUAGAUCUGGGCGGCAAUAUCAAGGCAGUGUGUGGGCACAGGCAUUCAAAAUGGGACCUUCUUGAUUAAACCUGAGUGGUAUCUAAAAUUGAUUAAGCAGACAUCAAAAAAUGUGUGAGCACGUGCACGCCUUGGAGGGAACGCUGGCAGGCAUCCAAAUCCAUCGCUGUAUAUUUAUUUUGGUUUGUUCCUUCCUUUAAAUAUACAUGCUGGUUGCCACAGCAUAUGCAUUUCCUCCGCCCCCCGCCACCUUAUUUCUGAUGCAUGACGAUGAUGCAGCCACCCCUGAGCAAGUACAAGCUUGAAUGCUAGGCAGUCUGGCCAGCCUGAAGCUCCAGCAGCAGAGAGGAGAGGUUGAAGAAGCAAACUCUCUUCUCUUGAGUCUGAGGAAAUUGGCUGUCUCUGUUUUCCACCUGCUCCACUUCUCUCUCCUUGCCUGGAAUGGAAGAGAAAAGGUAACGUGAUGUCUUCAACUUCCUUCCUCUUCAGGCCAUUCAUGGGGUGGGAGCAGUAGAUAUACAGCUGUGCCAACCCUGAGAUCUGACCCACAGUCUACUGCCUGAGGCUGCCAGUUUCCCCUUGCUUCAUGAUCCGUCUCUCCUGUCUGCCUCCAGCGCGCCCAUCCCACUCUGCCUUCAACUGUCAUAGUUUCAGAGGCAGGUGGAGCUCUUGCUACUGUCCCUGUGCCGUCCCUGCACAGCGGCAACCCCCGCCGUCGUGUUUAUUGUCCAGUCCUGCUCUCCGUAUCUCAGAAGACAUAUGAAAAUUUUGUCGUUAUAUUCAGAAUUCUUACGUCAAUGGCAUACUUGAAAAGUAUUUUUGUUGUUCUGUGUCUUCUUUCUGUCAUAUUAAUGACAUGGUUCAUUGGCCCCUUCUCCCACCCUGUGGUAGAACAUCCAGAGUCAAUGUAUUUCUAUGAGUAUGAACCUGUCUACAAACAGAAUUUUGACUUUACACUGCGUGAGCGAUUAAAAUGUGAAGACAAUUUAUUUUUGGUCAUCUUGGUAACUUCAAGGCUUCAAGAACUGAAGGCAAGACAAGCCAUUAGGCAGACAUGGGGCUCUCAAAAAUCUUGGUGGGGGAACCAGGUUCGGACACUGUUUUUACUGGGCCAAGGAGAGGAAACAGAGGGGAACUCAGUCUUAUCAAUAGAAGAUGAAAGCGUUCUCUAUGGAGACAUUCUCCGUCAAGACUUUCUCGACUCUUACAACAACCUUACCUUGAAAACUAUCAUGGGUUUCAGAUGGGUGGCUGAGUUUUGUUCCAAUGCUCAUUAUGUGAUGAAAACUGAUUCUGAUGUUUUCGUCAACACUGGUAACUUGGUGAAGUUUCUUCUAAGCUCAAAUGCCUCUGGAAAUUUCAUAACCGGAUACCCGUUUGUUGAUAACCCUGCCCUCAGAAAGGUUUUUUUAAAAAACUACAUUUCUUAUGAAGAUUAUCCAUUCAAGACAUAUCCUCCAUAUUUGAGUGGUCUUGGUUAUGUCCUUGAUACCAGACUGGCUGUGAGAGUUUAUGAAAUGAUGAGUCAUAUCAAACCUAUUAAAUUUGAAGAUGUCUAUGUUGGGCUUUGUUUAAAUAGACUUGGUGUGAACAUUUCUAUGCCAGAAGACACAAAUCUCUUCUUCUUAAAAAAAAUUAGCUUUGAUAUUUGUAAAUACAAGCACUUAAUUGCAGUGCAUGGCAUAUAUCCUCAAGAAAUGAUUACGUUCUGGCAAGAAAUAACAAGAGAGACAACAGUUACUUGCAGCUGACUUCUAUCUUAUGUACCAACUAGAAGCACCAUUGGUCAGUUGAGCCAAGAUUCGAUGGAAUGCUUCAAGGGCUACCUGAAGUGGGCAACCAAAAUUACUAGGGGGUGGAGCACCUUCCUUUUGAGGAAAGGCUACAACAUUUGGAGCUUUUUAAUUUAGGUAAGAGGUGAUUGAGAUGUAUAAAGUUAUUCAUGGCAUGGAGAAGUGGAUAUAGAGAUGUUUUUCUGCUUUCACACCACUGUGAACCAGGGAUCAUCCAACAAACUGGAUUGGCAGGUGAUUUGAAAUGGACAAAAGAGAAUGUUUUCACACAUCACAUAUUAAUCUAUGGAAUUAGGGAUUAAACAAAUUCAUGGAGGACAAGUCUGUUACUAGUUACUAGUCAUGAUGACUGUAUUAUGUUUUCAGGUUCAGAAGCCAGUGGCUGAUAUACUGCAUAAUGUUAAAUAAUGGUGUAAGUUGCAUUUGUGGAAAUGGGCACAUUAUUGUAUGACUACAUUUGUGCAAUUUUUACAUGGGUUGCACAUUACACUGUGUUGCACUGUGACAAAUGUUUCACAAUUACACUGCCAUUUUAUUGUUGUGCAGUAUGUCGGCCACUAUGUCUUUGAAUACCAUUUUCAGGGGAGCAAUGUCAGGAGAGAGAGUGUAAGCUUUCAUCUUCUACUUGUGGACUUUCCAGAGAGAUCUGAUGAGCCACCAUGGGGAACAGAUGCUUGACUAAAUAGGCUUUGUCCUAAUCCAACAGGACUUUUCUUUCUUUAUGAUCUUCUAGCUUCUGCAACUAAAUUCAUGGUGUUGAUAAACUACCUUUUGUAAAGCUGGUCUGCAGUUUUUUCAGCUUUAGGAAGUGUUCUCCAAUAUGUUGCUUGAGAUCUGAGGCCCUGCACCAUUCUAUGUCCAAAUAAAAACUGUCCUGCAGCAGGGUCAUCUUCUCUGUUGCACCCAUUCUGUUGACUUCAUUGCUAAGGAAAGCCUACCUAACUUCUUGUGCCUGAUGAGGAUAUUUCAAAAAGCUUUUACUAGUGUGGUAUUUUAUUAGAGCAUAACACAAGAAGAGCUCUGCUGAAUUGGGCCAAAGGCUCAUCCAGUUCAGUAUCCUGCCUCAUGCAGUGGCCAACCAGAUGCAUCUGGGAAGCCUGCUUGAAGUGUGGAAAAGAGAGCAGCCACCUCCUUCCCUUGGUGUUUCCUAGCACCUGAUGUUUAGGUACAUGCCACCUCUGAUCCUGUAUACCGCUACCAUGGCUAGUAGCUCUUGAUAGCUCCACCAAUCACUUUAAUCCACUUUUAAAAUUGUCUACAUUAGUGGCCAUCACCACAUCCAGUGGCAAAAAAUUCCUUAGUUUAACUACGCAUUUGCGUAAAGUACUUCCUUCUGUCUGUUCUAAAUCUCUCAGCAUUUUAGCACUAAUGGAUGAUUUUGGGUUCUGACAUCAUAACAGAGAAAAACCUUUCUCUAUCCACUCUAUCUAUACUGUGCAUGAUUUUAUACAUCUCCAUCAUGUCCCCCACUUACACCCCUUUUUUCUAAACUAAAAAGGUCAAAACACUGUAGUAUUUCCUCAUAGGGGAAUUGCUCCAACAACCUGAUAAUGUUAGUCGCCCUUUUCUGCAUCAUUUCUAGCUCUACAAUCCUUCUUAAAGUGUGGUGACACUAUAUAAGUGAGGUUGUACCAUAGACUUGUAUAAGAGUAUUACUAUAUUGGCAGUCUUAUUUUAAAUCUCUUUCAUAAUGAUCCCUAGCUGUCUGAAGUUACUGGUGUCACACACUGGGUUGACAUUUUUAGUGAGCUAUCCACCAUGACCUCAAGAUCCUUUUCCUGAUUGGUCACACCAGCUCAGACCCACCCAUCAGUGUAUAUAUGCACUUGGUAUCUUUUGUCCCAAUGUACAUCACUUUACACUUACACUGAACUGAGUUUGCCAUUUUAAAGCCCAUUUAUUUAGAUAGAAGAGAUCCUUUUGGAAGCUUUUCACAAUCCUUUUUUGUUUUUAGCAUCCUGGAUAAUUGGGUGUCAUUAGCAGACUUGGCCACCUCACUGUCCACCCCUAACUCCAGAGCAUUUAUGAACAAGAAGGAUAGAGAAGUUAUGAACAAGUUUAUGAAAAGUUAUGAACAAGAAAAAGCACCUGUCACAAUACAGAUCCUUGUGGUCCCCACUUUGCACACCCUUUCACUGAGAAUAGUCUGUCUAUUCCUCCUCUCUGCUGUUUGUUCUUUAGCUAGUUUACCAGUCCAUAAGAGGAUCUGCUCUCUUAUCCCCAUUUAUAUUUUAGAGCUUUAUCCCUUAUCCACAAUUUAGAUGCCACUACUGAAAAGGCUCUAUCUCUACAAACCACACACAUUGCACUCCAAAGAGAUAUGGAACAGGGCUCCAGAUGAAGGCAAUAAUAAAAAUGAUUAGCAGAAGAAGCCACAAAUAGAACACAGGCUUCCCAACCCGUGGUACUCUAGAUGCUGCUCAACUACAACUCCCAACAUCCCUAGCUACAAUUUUUUUUUGUGGCUGGGAGUUAUAGUUCAGCAACAUCUGGAGUAUCACAGGUUGAUACCCCCUGAAGCCCAGUUCUAUUUGUGGCUUCAGCUGUAUGAACCUACCUUCUUACUUUGAUCAUUUGGAGCCCUGCUCCAUAUCCCCUUGGAGUGCAAUGUGUGUGGUUGGUGGAUACAUGAGAUAGAGCCUUUCCAGUGGCAUCUAAAUUGUGGAACUCAUGCAAGGUAGAUUCAUCUGGCUCCUUCACAAAUGGAAACUAUUGGUUAGGACUCUGCUGUAUUAGAGAGCAUUUGGAACAAUAGAUCAUGCUGCCUGGCUAUAUUACAUUCCUUGUCUGUGCCUUUUUGAGAUGAUGUUCUAGUAUGUUUUUAAUUACUACUUAUAUAUUUUUAAAUGUGUGCUAUAUUUUUAUAUUUGUGUUGAAUUUGUAUGUUGUGUUUGAUUGCUUUUAUAUUAUUGAUCCACAAGGCAGCUUUUGAAAAUCCAGGUGUUUAAAUAAAAUAAAUUCACAAAAUGUU